Messenger RNA from Paramisgurnus dabryanus, 2615 nucleotides. Its product is annotated as tapasin-related protein-like. NCBI's taxonomy places the organism in Eukaryota, Metazoa, Chordata, Actinopteri, Cypriniformes, Cobitidae. The record is from RefSeq and is a predicted model, not a curated record.
AUGAUUUCACUGGCGCAGUAAAGGUUACUGUGAAACGAAACAGAAAGUGGUUUGUUUGCAUGGCGGUUUUAGGAAAGUGGGAUGAUUGUCCUAAGGACGCCAAAAAACAUUAUGGUUUGGAGUUUGGGGGCCUUUAUCAUUGCGCUUUUAUGCUUAGGUGUGAAUGGAUCUGUUGAUGUUCAUUGGCUUCCUUGUCAGUUUGUGGAUGAGAAAGUGCACGUGAAUGAGGAGGGCCACACAGAGACCCAGUAUAUCCACAGAGAGGCUGUCAUUCAGUUUGGUAAUGUUGGUGACAGCCCUUUAUACCCCACUAUAACCUUUCUUGUUACUGCUUCUAAAGUAGAUAUGAGGCGUUAUGUGGAGGGAGCUGAGGAUGCAUUAAACUGUGAGAUCCGUAGAUACAGCACAGGAGGGAUUGUAAUGCGUUGGCCUGCUAUGGGGGCACAAGAGUAUGAUGUCUGGUUCAGCUGUACUUUACGUCAUACUAAAGGCGAGUUCAUCAUCACCACUUUCCUCAGACACACACCUUCUGAUCCUGCAAAAGGACAGCUGGACUAUCUACAAUGGCUAACAGUUAAUGAUAAAGAUCUCCUGACAACAUCAGCUGCGAUGGUUAUCCUGACCCGGACCCCUUCUGUAGAAGUGGGGUUUCUGAAGGAGCCGACUCUACACUGUCAGUUUGCAGUGGAUCACAAGAAUGCCAACGUAACAGUGGAGUGGAGACUUCAAAAACACGGAGAACGCACCAAGCUGUUUAGCUACACCAGCCGAACAGGUACAUCUGAAGGUACAGGUGUGUCCGUCAAAGCCAUCGGUGUCGGAAACGCCUCCUUUAAACUUCCACCCACCAGAAAACAUUCAGAAGGCACUUACAUCUGCUCCAUUCUCGUCCCUCCUCUUUAUGGCAGCCAUGACAUCCCUCUUAGCCUAAGCGAUCAACCCCGCGUGUCUUUAAAUGUGGGCUCUACGUUGUCUCUGACACUUGGUGAGGAGCAAAAGGUUGUGUGUGAUGCAGAAGGAUACUAUCCAUUGGAUGUAAACAUUGAAUGGUUACGAGAACCGGUUGGCGGCAGCCCCACACCUGAGUUUUUGAAGAAUGUUCUGUAUUCCAGUCAUCGGGUUCACCAAGAUGGCACAUACUCUCUCUCAGCCUUCUUUCUUUUGCAGCCUGGCCUGACGGACACGGGCUAUAAAUACACCUGCAGAGUAACCCACAAGUCCUUGCUCACUCCUAUUCGCAAAAGCUUUAUCCUCUCAGUCACAGAACCUGACUCAACUAUGUGGUAUAUCACAGUCUUUGGAUUUAUAAUUGUUAUGUUGGUAGUUUUGGUUUGGCUGCUGCCUAAGUUCUUAGCUGGUCGAAAAGCUGCAAAAAAGAGGUUCUGAGGGCACAUGCCUGAAGAUUUCAAGUACGACGCCAUGGAAACCGAGAGCACCUCCUCUUCUCUCUCACUGCUUGUGUUAUAAGAUCAGGUGUUCUUCAUAGGGAAACUGGGAAGUGUGAUGUGAAGUAUAAUUCCAGAUCCCAUGGUUUAUAAUGUUUACAAAUACCAAGCCACUACUGUUAUCUUUUAGGAUCUUUUGAUGGAAAAUUUCCUAAAGCCUUUCUGUGUUGUAUAAAAUUUCUCUUUAUAUAAUUAUUAAUGGAAAUUUAGACAGGAAAGAAACGAUGAGUUCCAAAUCCGUUUGCACUUUAAAAAAUGCUGCAUGAAUUUAAAACAACUUGGUAGUGCAAGUCAUUUCAACCUACUUUUUUAAGUUUUGACUUGUGAUAAGUUGACAUAAACAAUUCCAACCUGUUUUAUAAGUUAAGUAAUUUGUAAUGUUGAUUGAUGUAAUUUUUUACAGUGUUGAAAAUAAUAAUAUAAAGAUUAAUUCAUUAAUUUAGCUUUUACACAAUUUUAAUUUUCUAUUCCAAACACAAAUAGGCUAAGACAUAAACCAUAAAUCGUGAAUUUACAUGCUGCAUAUUAAAACUUCAAGAAGAAAACUUUAAUUUACAAAUACAAAAUCUACCUCUCUGUUUUAAAAAAAAACCCUACUUGAACUUUGAGUAUAUGCUGUACAAUAAACUAUGUGUCUUAAAUUCUGUAUUCGUGCUCAUGUAGCAUCAUUUUCAAAUAUAUCAAUCUUCAGGGAACACAUGCUGGGUGUGAUGUUCGCGAGGUGGUCGUUGUUUUCGGCUUACGUUGAAAGGCAACACCAGUGUGGCCAUGAGGCCUGUCGAGUUUUGAAGUAUUCUUGGCUAAACACUCGUCUCUGGUCCACAUGUAGCUUCUGUUAGGCAUCUCCCUGACUCCCAGUUAGCUACACUAUAAACACUUCACACAGGAAUGGCAGCUGUUCCCAAAUGGCACUUGGUACAUUUCCCCCUUACCCUCGCUCGUAUUAGUUCCUCUCAGAUACCCAUUAGAGACUAUUUUAUUUCUUUACUGAGAUUAGGUGGACAUUUUGCUCAAUUUCUCCAUCUGUGGAGGUCAGAUGUCUGUCUUUAGCAUUUUAGUUUUAUACUACUCAUGUCACUUACCAUUCAGAGAUCUUAGCAGUGUUCAAAUCUACAGUUAAAAGUUUGUGAUUUCCAUUCUCAAUAAAUGUUUUUUAAAGCAAAUUACCCA